UCUGGUUUUCUUUUUCGUACGGCAUUGGCAGCAGCAGAAGCAGUAAUUAUUGCAUUGUCCUCUGUCGGCCAUCAGACUUUGCCGCCAGAUAUACCGAAAUUUCAUCGUCAUCUGCGCGUCUCGCGUAGAAGAUGUCUUCUGCCGCAUUGCAGGCAGUUCCCCAUCAGCCGACAUCCGUUCCUUCGCUGAACACACACUCCCCAACGGCACCGUCGCCAUCACACCGACAAUUCACGCCCACUGAAUCUCCAAGUCGGGAAGCGUACUAUGCGAGAGACAAUUCGAAUGCUCCCUCGCCAUCCUCUACGCGACGGACUUCAAGAAGACCCAGCGACAACCACCCAGAACGCACCCAAGUCUCUCCAAUGACGUCGCGCACGGCAUUACCGUCACCAGUCCCCGUAGUGGGCGCCGAGUACCAGUCAUCUACAUCGACUUCGAGUCGGCGGCGGCACGAACCCCCUAUUGCCCCGCCCCGAACUUCAUCCAAUCAGCAAGGCACUUCUAAUUCCAGGAGAGCUGCCAGGGCAGAAGAAAGAGCUGCGAACUCACCAAGGCGGGCCACAACUGAAAACAGUGGCCGAAGUGGCACGAACGGAUAUGAUGACUCGAAUAGCAGGCGAACCACAUACCAAGAAGCUUCGCAAAAAGGGACAAGCAAAGAAGGACGCCAAAACUCGGCUCCGACAGCCUCGACAUUACCGAUAAGGACCUCGACAGCUGCCCCAUCCAAACAGCCCUCCCGAGAGGCAAGCGAGGUACUUAAUCGACUAGUAGUUUCGCAACCCGAGGUGGAUCUGGAGAGAGAACAGGAGAGACUCGUCGAAUCCCAACCGAACCCGGGCCCGUCAACGAACGACGACUGCGAUGACGCCGCACCGCCGCCAGUGGCCAUGAGGGAUGUACAGGAGGAGGGCCGACGUGGUGCUAGAAGUAGACACGAUCACAGCAAAAAAGAGAAGGGCUCGAAAUUCUGUGACUAUUAUCUGGGAAACACCAUCGGCGAGGGUGAGUUUGGCAAGGUCAAGCUUGGCUGGAAACAAGAUGGAGGCGUCCAGGUCGCCAUCAAACUUAUCCGGCGCGACAGCGUGGGCAAUAAUCCAUCUCGACUUGCAAAGAUUUACCGCGAAGUCGCCAUCCUGCGUGGCGUCUCGCACCCUAAUAUUGUCAGGUUACACGAAAUGGCCGAGACGGAACGACACAUAGGGAUUGUGCUCGAGUACGCAUCCGGCGGCGAACUGUUUGAUUAUAUCUUGAACCAUAGAUAUCUAAAGGACCCAGCAGCUCGGAGGCUCUUCGCUCAACUGAUAUCGGGUGUUGGAUACCUCCACAAGAAGGGCAUCGUCCACCGUGACUUGAAGCUUGAGAACUUGCUCCUAGAUCGCAACAGGAACAUCAUCAUCACCGAUUUUGGAUUUGCCAACACAUUCGACCCAGCCGACGAACUAACCGAGGAAGAAGAGCUUGGCCUUCAAGACCGAGACUUCGUAAAGCGGAUCGGCCUGGACAAGGUGAAGGGAAAUGGAACGCGGAAAGGAGACCUGAUGCAGACCAGCUGUGGAAGUCCAUGCUACGCAGCCCCUGAACUGGUUGUUAGCGACUCCUUGUACACUGGGCGCAAAGUUGAUGUGUGGAGCUGUGGCGUCAUUUUGUAUGCCAUGCUUGCAGGGUAUCUACCCUUUGAUGAUGAUCCUGCCAACCCCGAAGGCGACAACAUCAAUCUUCUUUACAAGUACAUUGUCAACACCCCACUAACAUUUCCUGAAUAUGUCACUCCACAUGCCCGAGAUCUGCUGCGGCGCAUUCUCGUACCUAGUCCUCGAAAGCGUGCGGAUCUGUUCGAAGUCGCUCGGCACAGCUGGUUGAGCGAAUACGCCCACGUUGUCGAACUCAUCACCAGCACCACCACGACUACCAAAGAAAUCCAAAACACCACGGUUCCUAGUGAGGAUGAGGCAGGCGGUUUGGCGAGAAGUGCGUCGGUUAGGGAAACGAGCAAAGUCAAGCCCACCUCCGCCGUCGUGGGUGAGUUGGCGAGGAGACAGGGACCAGUGGACGGCGAAGACGUGCCUAGGCAAGCAAAACAGCAAAGGGACAACAAACGGCGAACUGUGCAGGUCGAAUAUGUCGCCCCAACGACCCAAACCCAACGUGGCGAGCCAUCUGUUCAGACUUCUCCUCGUGGCAAGACGAAGGCUCGGUCUAGCCAAGGGCCCACCGAAGUUCAGAGCUCUCCCAACGACAAGCCACUUCCCAAGGAUCCGCCAGUCAGCAAAGAAUCAUACAAUGGAUCGCCAGGGCAGACUAGGACUGCGAGACCGCCCAGCGCGCACAAAAUCCAGCAUGUUGCACGACCGAACCGCGACGGUGCUCGUGUUCCUUCUGAAUCGACCUAUGUGACAGUGCCGCCGUCCUCGUCAGGUACAAGGCCAGAAACAGGAGGGUCCAUACAGUCGACGGGAUCUCGCCAUGGACUGGGUGCUACCGCGUCAAGAUCUUCAAUGUCGCAGCCAUCGGCCGGAUCCAAGAACUACGUCAUUUCUAACCCCAUCCCUCGGGAUUCACCCGACCAGGACUUCGGCAGGCCGAGUGUCAGCGUUCCUCCCAAGUUGGCUCAGGUAUCUGGCUUCAACGAAGGCGAACAACAGCAGUCAUCUAGUGGAGAUAUCAAAGGCCACAGAAGGUCUAACACUAUUGGUGAGAUCACUGGUAAGGUCUUUGGACGCAGCGGAUCAAUCUUCGGUCGUAAGAAGCGCACCGAGCCGCCGCCAGAGAAGCCUUCCAAGAAGUACCCUCCCGUCAGCAUGUCCAAUACGAUGACAGGUGAAGCACCCGGCCGGCCUUCCAUGGAUUCUCGUGUUUCCCGCAGGUCAUUCUCUCAGACCUUAGGUCUUGGUAAGAAGCGUAGUGGCAGCAUGACCGGAUCACAAACGUCCCAGGAGAAGCCACCUAAUAACCGGCGCUUUUCCUUGAUGAAAGCCAUCGGUCUGGGAAGAGAUGGGCAAACACCCCCUCCAGACGGGUCUCAGCAGGAUCUCCCCAUUCAAGAACCGCCACAGGUCGAUGAGUUUGGGCGCUACGUGGAUCAGCCCCAAAGCCCGAGAAGUGGGCAAUAUGCCGGCAGCAACUACGACGAACCGGAACGCCAAAGAAGUGCGCCUCAACAGCAUCAGCGAUACACGUAUGAUGCCCGACCCAGCGCCAUUCCAUCGUAUUUGCAACAAGGCGCUCCUUUGAACUCCGGGUCAGAAUCUUCCAUCGACCAUUCCCAGCGCAAGCCACCCAACUCAGCACCGUACCAGAGCAGCUAUGACUCGGAAGGGUACGACGCUCGGCGAACUGGCAGCCACAGCCAAGGGCAAAGCCGUGGUGUACUGCAGAAAAACAAUAAGAGGUUUGUAGAUGCCUACGACGGUGAGGACUACGGGCGGGCACACGACCACGCAGGGAGUAGUGGUGCGGCGAAGAAGGUGAUGGAUUUCUUCAGAAGGCGCGGCAAGGCUCGAGGAGGUGAGGCUUGAAGACGUUCGGAAAGAGAUUCCGUCCAAACAUGUACGUCUGGG
Pseudomassariella vexata is the source of this 3563-nucleotide messenger RNA. RefSeq lists its product as uncharacterized. Bases 132 to 3521 code for a protein of 1129 amino acids. Gene Ontology annotation, cellular component: cytoplasm. Gene Ontology annotation, biological process: microtubule cytoskeleton organization; intracellular signal transduction; protein phosphorylation. Gene Ontology annotation, molecular function: ATP binding; tau-protein kinase activity; protein serine/threonine kinase activity. The transcript has 4 exons. The record is from RefSeq and is a predicted model, not a curated record. NCBI's taxonomy places the organism in Eukaryota, Fungi, Ascomycota, Sordariomycetes, Amphisphaeriales, Pseudomassariaceae.